Messenger RNA from Microplitis mediator, 2384 nucleotides. Its product is annotated as putative fatty acyl-CoA reductase CG8306. Gene Ontology annotation, biological process: long-chain fatty-acyl-CoA metabolic process. The record is from RefSeq and is a predicted model, not a curated record. Gene Ontology annotation, molecular function: alcohol-forming very long-chain fatty acyl-CoA reductase (NADP+) activity. The transcript is spliced from 8 exons. The coding region runs from base 182 to 1702 and encodes 506 amino acids. Lineage: Eukaryota; Metazoa; Arthropoda; Insecta; Hymenoptera; Braconidae. Gene Ontology annotation, cellular component: peroxisome.
CCAUCUUUACUUCCUCCCAUUCGUCUCAUAAUUUAAAUUCUGUUCUAUCGAAGUCAGUGUUUUCGUAACCCCCCUCACGGUUUUCUCGACACUUCGAAAAGUUGUUUCCAAUCCUGUCUCCUGUCUUUCAUUUCUGGUAUCAUACGUACAGAGUCUACAUGACAAGUGGAAAAAACUAAAAAUGGGAUCAAAAGUUGCUGAGUUUUAUGAUGGAAAAAAUAUAUUUAUCACUGGUGCUACCGGCUUCCUUGGUAGCUGUCUAAUUGAAAAAUUAUUACGCACUACCGCCAUUAAAAAUAUAUAUGUAUUGAUAAGACCGAAAAAAGGUAAACAAAUAAAUGAACGGUUGGAAGAACUCACCAAGAACUCGGUCUUUGACCGAAUUCACGAGGAAAAGAAAGCGGAUUUAUUUAAAAAAUUAAUCGCCGUUGCUGGUGACGUUGGCGAGGAUAAUUUGGGUCUGUCUGCUGAAGACAGAUUUACUCUCGUAGAAGAGGUCCAUGUUAUUUUUCACUCCGCGGCGACUUUGGACUUUGAGGCGAGUUUGAAGUCUGCGGUCGACAUAAACCUUUUGGGAACUCGUCGGGUCGUGGAACUCAGCCAAGAAAUUAGAAAUCUCAAGGCAUUAGUUCAUGUGUCAAGUGCGUUUGUCAAUUCAUUUUUACUGGAGACUAAGGAACAAGUUUACCCACCGCCAGCGGACGUAAACGAAGUUCUCAAGAUUGUAAAUGAACUGGAUGAAAAAGCCCUGGCUGAAGUAACACCGAAGCUGCUGAAAAAUCACCCAAAUGCUUAUACGUUCACGAAACAUCUAGCUGAGCAUGAAGUCGUCAACGGAUUGCUACCAGCAGCGAUCGUCAGGCCUUCGAUGAUCGUAGGAGCAUGGAAAGAACCAAUACCUGGAUGGACUACAUCAAAAAAUGGACCCCAAGGUUUCCUGAUGGGAGCUAGUCGAGGAGUUGUACGUCGGUUACCUGUCGCUAAAGAUCUUAUUUAUGAUUACAUUCCUGUCGACAUUGUAGUUAACUCUCUUAUUGUUGCUGGUUACGUCGUUGGUUCUAAUCCCGACAAAGUGAUCAAGGUGUAUCACUGCACGUCCAGUACUUGCAAUCCGUUUAGAUGGGCAGCCAUUGAAUCAAAAGUUAAUGGAUAUUUACAUAAAUAUCCAUUGAAAAGCGCAGUUUGGUACCCGCAUCUCAAGCUCCUGCCUUCCUUAUGGAUCUACCGGAUCUCUGCUAUUUUUGUUCAUAUGAUACCGGCCUACAUUCUGGACACGGUCACUCGUUUGUCUGGCGGUAGACCCAUACUGGUACGCUUGCACACGAAUGUUAAUAAUUCGUUGGAACGUUUAGAGAGAUUCAUUUUUACUGAAUGGAAGUAUCAUAAUCCGAAAUUACUUGCAUUGCACGAGUCUCUGACAGCUGAAGACAAAAAAUUGUUUGGUGUUGAUGUCAGACCGCUGAACUGGGAAGAUUUUUUUAUCGAAUUAACUAAAGGGGUCAGAGUUUAUUUGAGUAAAGAACCGAUGAAGAAUAUUGAGAAAGCUCGUUCUAAGGAUAAUAUACUUCUUAUCGCACACUUGGGGCUGCAAUGCGCACUUAUGGGAUUAAUUUGGUGGAUUGUCAAAGUAAUUCUAGGGUCAACGUGGACCACAACUGGGAUGGUUGUACCUCUAACUUAUUUUAUAUUCAGUCUGCUUUAAAUAAAUAUCACUUCUCCAUUUAUAAAUUCAUAAACAAUACAAAUAUUCAUCAUUUACUUCCAUAAAUUAAUCUAGAGUUUAUUAUCCAUAAUUUUUUUUUUUUUUUUUUUACUAGUUUUCCAUUCAAGAUAAAAAUAAAACUUUUAAUCGCAAUAAAAAACUGAAACAAUUCCAACGCAUUUAAAUUAAAACUUCGUGACUGAAUUUUCCGAUUUUUUUUUUAUAAAAAAAAAAUUUCCAUCAUCACUUUUAUUAAGAAGUCAUUACAUUUUAUUACCUAGUAUAAUGAAUAAAUUUAAUCCCAGCUCAUUUACUAUUAUUCCAAACACUGAAUCACGAUCACCGUUAAAUUAAAGAUACAAUCGAUAAUAUAUGCUUGCAGUUGAUCUAUCGUUAAUUUAUAAAGAUAAUUAUUAAAGAGAGAAAAAACAACUACUUGCAAUAAAUUUUUUUCAUUAUACGUACAAGCGGAAAAAUAAAAAAUUUAAUUGUCACGUAAUUUUCUCAUGUUUAGUUACAAAAUAACAUUACAAAGUUUGAUGAUUAAUAAAAAAAAUAAAAAAAUUUAUGAAUGUAUUUGAAUAAAGAAAAAGCUUGAUAUCAAUUAUUAAUAAUUAAUUAUAAAAAUAUUUUAUUAGAGUCGUCUGUAAUUUUAAUGACAUUAAUAAAAAUAAAUAUUUUA